This is a messenger RNA of Daphnia pulicaria, 4722 nucleotides long. It is a transcript of the gene pan, whose product is annotated as protein pangolin, isoforms A/H/I/S-like. Lineage: Eukaryota; Metazoa; Arthropoda; Branchiopoda; Diplostraca; Daphniidae. Gene Ontology annotation, cellular component: beta-catenin-TCF complex. Gene Ontology annotation, molecular function: DNA-binding transcription factor activity, RNA polymerase II-specific; RNA polymerase II cis-regulatory region sequence-specific DNA binding. Gene Ontology annotation, biological process: regulation of transcription by RNA polymerase II; canonical Wnt signaling pathway. The record is from RefSeq and is a predicted model, not a curated record. The transcript is spliced from 12 exons. The coding region runs from base 890 to 3091 and encodes 733 amino acids.
GGCGUGCGCUCCCCGCAGUCACAUCUUAACGCGCGCGCCCUCUUGCACACACACACACACCAAAGUUGAACGUCUUGACCACCAGAGUGCGUCGAAUUUUUUACCCUUUUUUCUGAAUUUUCCCAAUUCUUUUCCCAUCUGGGUACUGGCAACCAGUCGACUUGGGCCUUUCAGACGAGAUGGCCGUCCUGUGCUGACGAUCUUACAGGGACAAGUUUUUUAGUUUUGUUUCAUCACCACACACACACACACAUACAAUUGAAAGAAAAAGAACUUAUUUUUGCCAUCCAUCAACAAGAAAAUAAUUUUUAUUUGUUCUACUCGUGUGGCCAUUUUUCUUUUUUUGUCGACAAAAACAACUGACUGUCGGAUUGUGUCGUCGUGUGUGUCUCACCAAAUUAAAAAAGAAAAAUUGUGCUGGUGCCAAGUGCUAAACAACGUAACAAGUGAAGCAAGCUCACCCCUCCUCCUCCUCCUGUGCGUGUGUGUAUGUGUGUAGUGUGAUAAGUGUGUCCGGAUUCUAUUUGGAUAUCGCGAUAUUAUACGUCAAAGAAUCUUUAAAAAAACACACUGAAAAACUAUCGAGUCACACUUUGAAUUUUUGCAACACACCGAGGCCGCAUUGUGGGUGUGUAAGUGUAGUGGUGUGUGUGUAUGUGUGUGUGUAUUCGCGCGGGAGAGCGCGUGAAAUGGCGCUGUGAAAGGGCUGCCAUCAUGCCAAUGAAUGGUGAUGCAGUCGUUAUCAUCUUAUCUUUAGUUUAGGCCUGGAUUUAUUAUCACGAAAAAAAGUUGGGAAAACAGCGUCGAGCACACUCUCUCGUGUGUCCGCGUUCACAGUGUGUGUCGUGUGGUUUUUUUUUUUAUUAUUUUUCCUGAACGAACGAAGAAGAUGCCGCACGUGAACGGAAGCAGCGACGGUGACGAUCUGGGCGAUGCCGACGAGAUCAAAGUCUUUAAACACGAUGAAGAAUGUGAAGAAGAAAAGAAAUUGAUCGCCGAAGAACGUCAAUCCGAUUCCUUGACUGAAGACAAAUCAAGUCUCGUCACCGAAGGAGAAUCACAGAGCAAAAAUGCAUCGCUGGCCGGACAAAGUUUCACGGGAAAGAAUUCACUACGGCCGGAACCUGGACCUUUAUUUGGUGGUCGGUCGCUGGAGUCGCUGGCCUCAUCGCACGCCUCUCCGCUCAACAUGGGAUACCUUAUGCCCUACACGUACCACAACGGCAUGGCCGCACUCUCCUCCCUGCCAUCCAUGGGCAAUAAGAUGGGCCAUUUGGGUUCAGCAGCGCAUCACGCGGCUGCCGCGGCCGCUGCAGCCUCAUCGCUCCAGUUCUUCUACCAGGGAGGCGGCGAUCCUCAUCUCGGCCAGCCACCACCGGCCCACAUGGGCAUUCCACCUUACCAACUCGAUCCGAAAACGGCAGGAGCCAUGGGUCUUCCUCGGCCGUCGAUGUACUCCUUCGCCCCCACCCAGUAUCCGUACCCCAUGCUGAGUCCCGAAAUGGCCCAGAUGACGUCCUGGCAUCACAGUUCUGGUGGUAUGUAUCCGAUCUCAUCCGCAGCAGCUGCAUUCCGCAGUCCUUAUCCGGCCGGGUUACAACUGCCUUCAGCAUCACUGCCUAGGUUUUCUCCGAGCUUGUUACCCCAUCCGGGACUGCACGGCGGCCAUCCGCUGAUGAGUCCAGGCCACGCUGCCGCAUUGUCGAGUCUUCACCAUGGCGUCAAACAAGAACCUGGACUUUCUAUGGGUCUUUUAGGCGAACAAAAUCACAGAAGCGGACACAAUGAUGCCAAAGCGGCCAGCAGUUCAGCGACACAGUCGGACUCUAGGUCGACGACGCAGUCGACACCGCCCAACAACAACAACACCUCCUCCCAAGCCGCCGAGAAGAAGAAGCCGCACAUCAAGAAGCCGUUGAACGCGUUCAUGCUCUACAUGAAGGAGAUGCGGGCCAAAGUGGUAGCCGAAUGCACGCUCAAAGAGAGCGCCGCCAUCAACCAAAUCCUCGGCCGACGGUGGCACACGUUGAGCCGCGAAGAGCAAUCGCGAUACUAUGAGAUGGCCCGCCAGCAACGUCAACUGCACAUGCAGCUCUAUCCAAACUGGACCAUGAGGGACAGCGUCGCGUCGGGCGCCGCUCGCAAGCGGCGCAACAAGCGCGACAAAGCCGCUGACGGAGGUAACAACAUGAAAAAAUGCCGGGCGCGGUACGGCCUCGACCAGCAGAGUCAAUGGUGCAAACCUUGCAGGAGGAAGAAGAAGUGCAUCCGGUACAUGGACGGGGCGGACGAGGCGGACCACUCUGAGGACAAUUUGGGCAGCGCGGGCAGCGUGGGCGAAACGCGUUCACCCGAUUCCAAAGUGGACGACGACGACGGCGCCAGCAGCGACUCGGACGCUGGCGCAGCCGACGACGAUGACGGAGGUGCCACUUCGGCUUCCGAUUUGGGACUCUCCAGUCCAGGUCUCAGCCUCUCCUCGCUUGCCAGUCCGGCCAUCCUACCUAGUCCCAGCACGAGCUUGGCCUCUCCGUGCCCACUGACGCCGUCGCCGGCCACCCCGUCUUCGGCCAGCUACACGACGAGUGGACAUGACGCCAUCAUCGGCAUCAUCGGCAAGUCGUCGCUGAUCACGGCCCAGACGAGUCUCUCGGCCGCUUCGUCCUCCUCGUCGUCGUCGUCGUCUUCCGGCAACGGCAGCACGCCGGGCCUACCUUUCGGACUGUACAACAUGCUGCCAGGGCCUAGUCCGUCCGGAUCGGGUCAUUCACACCAUUCGGUCCAUCAUUCGCAUCACCAUCACUCCCACCAUCCGCAUCACCCGGUGCCGACUGGACAGCAGCAGCAUCAGAAUUCUCAUCACCAACACCAACAGCAGCAGCAGCAGCAACACCAUCACGGGAUGCUCCUACCGCCGGCCAACCUGCCCCACCGGCACCCCAUCGGCACCAAUCCGCACGACAUCAACAAUCCGUUGAGUGUCAACCAGCUGACGGGUCAGUGUAGCAGCAACAGCAACAAAGACAAGGCCCAUUCAUCCGUCAGCAAAGCCUCCGACACCAAUUCGCACGCCAUUGUCAGUGUCACCUGAUGAAAUCACAACUCCUCCUCCUCCCCCCCCCCACCCCCACCCAAUCGUACCUUCCAUUGGCUUAUUUUUACACAAAGUUCAACAACUGUGGCGUGGCGCUCAGGGUUUGAUUUAAAAAUGAAACUUGACAACUAAAGGAAUCCGCUUAUUGCUGCUCCAUCUUCCCCCUACAUUUUUUUUUUCGUUCUCAGAAAAAGAAAAAAUUAUUCAAUUUGAAACAAAAAUUUUUUUGCGUGCCCACCUCUUCCUCUUCCUCCUCCCCCCCGUUUGCAAAUGAUUGGAAAGACAGUGCCAUCUCGCGUGAUCGCCACCGAAUUUCUAUGAUGGAUGAUUGAUGAUUUUCGAGAGAGGUUCUUCUAUUUUUCCUUCCGUUUUUUCUUUCUUCUUCUUAUCCACCACACACAUUUCGUUUAUUAUAAAUAACAAGAAAGAAAAAGAGACUAGACACACAAAUUAACAAACAACAGCUGAUGGUGAUGAUGAUGGGCGUGACCUCAGGUUCAACAGGGUUGUUUUUUUCAUUUCAUUUUCAUUUCCUCCUUGAUUUUUCUUUUGUCAACCGUUUCGUAAAAAAACCCACCGCAGAGCAGACGCACCUCACAUUGAUUUGCUGAUGGCGAGUUUGAGUUUGAGGAGGGAAUUGAAGGAUAUUCAACGAAAACGGCAAAGUUUCAUUUUUUCUUAUCGUCAACAAUUUCAUUUUAACUUGCUUCCCAUCAUCUAUUAAUAAUUAAUAACUAUACUAUCCCUAUUUUAAUUUAAGCAAGCAACAAAAAAAUUCGAUUUCAUCUUUUGUUUGAUAUUUUCCCCCUUUUUUCUUCGGCCUCUCUGGGUGUGUAGCGGGGGGGGGGGGAGAGAAAAAUCCGGGAACGCGCCAAUUUUUGAAUUUUUUUUUCUCUAUCUUAUUCGCCCCCAUCCUUGAAUCAAAAAAAAAGUUGAAAAUAAAAUAAAAAUAAAAAAAAAACACAAUUAUUCUCGUGCCAAUCAACAAGAGGUUUUACACACCUUCAAAAUUCCCCGUUAGAAUAUUUCGAGGGGGGAGGACAACCCAUUUUUUUGCGUGCUCUUAUAGCUACCCCCCACACACACACUCUCUCUGUCCCCCCAAUGUGUAUCUUUUUUUUCAUUAUUAUUAUUUCGAAACAACAAAACAACCACUCGACAAUUUUUGAUUGUAAAUGUCAUGUGUAUAUCAUCUUUCUCUCUCUCUCUUUUUUUUUGGUUCCACUCCCGUUUCUUUCAACCAACAAAAAAAAAAAUAAAUUUUAAACUUUUUUUUUCCAUUUAAUAAACAAAAAAUAAUCUCCCGUGUGAAAAUUUGGCGUGUGUAUGUAUUUGUAUGAAUGCGUUUACGUGUGUUUGCGGACAAUCAUCCAUCACCGAGUAUUUUUGCCGUGUGUCUGAUUUGUUUCUCUGUUUGUGUGUGUCUUUUUGGGGUAUGAUUGAGAGGGCGCGAACGCGGGAGGGAUUCAAAAAAUGUUUUUUUUUUUUUCUCCCAAUUUGAAUAUCUUUAUAUCCUCCUUUCCCCCCAAUUUUUCAUGUUGUGCGUUGGUUCGUUCGUGUGAUUGUGUGUGUGUGUGUGUGUGUGGAUUUGAAUCGACGUUGCAUUCAUAUUAAACAGGAAACCACAG